AUGGAUUCAAACAACCUCAACAAACUUUUUUGGGAGGUGAUUGAAGAAGAACUUAUGGACAACACAGAUGAAGAACUAUUGUUGUCAAUGCUCGAGAAGGAACGUCAACCUAGAAGUUCAUCAAGGCAAAAAAGAAGAUCAGUGAUAGAUCGGAAUCGUGAAGAAUGGCAUAUACGAUUAUUCAACGACUAUUUCUCAGAAAAUCCAGUAUACACAGAUGCCCAAUUCCGUAGAAGGUUCAGAAUGCAUAGGCAUUUGUUUCUUCGAAUUGUAGAAGCCUUUGGAAAUCAUGAUGAAUAUUUUCAAACGAGGGUCGAUGCAACUGGUAAAAUGGGUCUUUCCCCAUUGCAGAAGUGCACUUAUGCUCUUUGUAUGUUGGCAUAUGGAUUUUCUGCUGACGUUGUAGACGAAUAUGUUCGAAUUGGUGAAAGCACUGCAAUUGAGUGCUUAGAGAGAUUUGUAAGGGGCGUGAAUGAGGUAUUUGGGGCUAAGUAUUUAAGAAUGCCUAAUAACAAUGAUGUUGAACAUCUUUUACAAAUGGGGGAGUCACGUGGAUUUCCAGGCAUGCUAGGUUCCAUUGAUUGUAUGCAAUGGGAAUGGAAGAAUUGUCCUAUUGCAUGGAAAGGACAAUUUUAUCGAGGUGAUCAUGGUAAACCUACGAUCAUGCUUGAAGCAGUGGCAUCACAAGACUUAUGGAUUUGGCAUGCAUUUUUUGGUAUUGCAGGUUCAAACAAUGACAUUAAUGUGCUAAACCAAUUCAAUGUGUUUAACGAUACUUUGGAAGGACGUGCUGCUACUGUGCAAUAUACAAUCAAUGGGACUCCAUAUAACAUGGGGUAUUAUUUAGCAUAUGGUAUAUAUCCUGAGUGGGCUACAUUUGUCAAGACCAUUUCAAUGCCGUGGGGAGAAAAGAGAAAAUUAUUUGCUCAACAUCAAGAAUCAGCUAUAAAGGAUGUGGAGCGGACAAUUGGAGUGCUCCAAUCUCAAUUUGCAAUUAUACGUGGCCCAGCGCGUGCCUGA
Vicia villosa (hairy vetch) is the source of this 1020-nucleotide messenger RNA. RefSeq lists its product as uncharacterized. The record is from RefSeq and is a predicted model, not a curated record. NCBI's taxonomy places the organism in Eukaryota, Viridiplantae, Streptophyta, Magnoliopsida, Fabales, Fabaceae. The transcript has a single exon. The coding region runs from base 1 to 1020 and encodes 339 amino acids.